Spirodela intermedia is the source of this 4546-nucleotide messenger RNA. The record is from the annotation of a GenBank genome assembly. Lineage: Eukaryota; Viridiplantae; Streptophyta; Magnoliopsida; Alismatales; Araceae.
AUGGGCGCUGCUGAGAAUCCUAGUUGGCUUUUUGAUUGUCCGCUGAUGGAGGAGAUCCCCGCCGAGGAGGGUGAUUUGAUCGGCGGGGGCGGAGGAUUCUUCUGGCCGCCCCAGGGGUUCAAUGGGGCAUCCAAUCCUAGGUUCGUCGAAUUGGAGAUGUUUUGUUAUACUGCGUGUCCUUGCUGUCUGUUUUUUCUAAUUUCCGAAUGGGGUGCCUUUGGCGCACGUUUUUCGAGGAUGAUUUCAUCUCUACAUUCGUUCUCAUUGGUUCUUGGAUUCAAUCUAGGCCUUUUUUUCUCCCGGAAACUCCGGGAUAUGUUGUGCAAUUGUGUUGGUAUUAUCCGGCUGUGUUUUUCCUAGGGGGAAUCCUUCUUUAACUUGGCUAGCUUGAAAUAUUCAUUGUUAUUGGGCAAAAUUGGCACACCAGUUGGGGUAUAUGCUUGAUUAAUUGUUGUAUUUGGGUUUCCCUGUUACGGUGAAUCUUGUCAGUUUGUUCGCCGUGAAAUCGACUCUUACUGGUUAUAUGCAUUGUGAUAUCAAUUUGGACAUUUUUUCUGCUCGUGUCUCAUUUUUUGCUGCAUGGAAUUUCUCGGCCAAACGAACGACUGAUCAGGAAUUUCAUUCACAACAAAUCUGGAAUGAUCAUAAUGCAAAACAAUUUGAAGCGUCUGUUCUUGGCUCAGCGUUCAUUCCAUUGGAUUCUUUAUCUAAUCUCGGAAAAAACAAGAAAGGAAAAGGGAAAGAAAAAAAUUAGUGGGGUUUCCUGCGCCCUGGUUUCAUAAAUUUUGGGGAUGUCAUCUUGGUCUGCAUUCACAAGCUACAACACUUGUUUGAUGAUGCCGAUACUUAUACAUCUUCUGAUGCUCAUGGGAAUUUAUUGGUUCAUGUCUCAUGGGGUAAAUUUUCAAGGAUUUUCUCCUCCAUUGUGAUCUCAUGCUUCGAAUUUUUGGGUUUUGAAAUUAUUCUAAAUGUCUUGGUCUAUUUAAAUUACUGACUCUUUUUCCAUGAUUUUUUUGGUAACUGUCAACUUAUCCUUGCUGGAAGACUCGUCUAUUCGACUUUUCCAUUGAUUGACCAGUGCACUUGAUUACCUCAGAGCUGCUCCCAUCUACUAGACUCUUUCUAUUCAUACUGUAUAUGCACCUUAUCACUUGUCUUGCAUUGUGGGCGAUGAUUUAUGAAAUUUCUUUGUUCAACCCUCUCUUUUUUGUCUGAACAUUCAAGCUCUGUCUUCUUGUCCACAAUAUCCCAAGUGAUGUCGUGCGUGAAUCAUUGAUGAGUUGUUACAUGUUCCAAUGAAUGUGGGCCAAGUGACAAUAAACUUUUCUCCAGGGUUCACACAAGAAGCCCAGUAGUUCAUCACCUGCCCUCUAGAGUUUCUGUACAAUCACGAUAUUUCCUUUUAGGACCUAAAUCUCACUUCCUCUUGUAUACCAACGUUGCCUUUACGCAAAGAUCUUUAUUGUUGAGGUAGUAAUGAAUUUCCUCAAAAACUGUAUAGUUACCAUGUUAGUUAUGCUUUUCCCCACCCCCCAAAUGUGAUAAAUUUCAAUAAUUUUUUUCUUGUAUUGAGACUGAUGUUGAUUACUAUAGGUUCUUGUGAUUUUUCUCCAGGGAAUUAUGAGCACAAAGAAGCUUCUCUUCUUAAAAUGGAUCAAGUAAUAUUUUGGACGCAUCAAAUAGGCAAUCUUUUGGAUUUCAUUUCUUACACCAUCGUGUUUGGAAAAUGACAAUAAAAAAACCCUGCAAGUUUGUUUUGAUGAACCUUUUCUACUUUGAAGUGACGCAGUGGAAAUUGGGGGGUUUUGAAGAUUUGAGCCUUGAAUCGACAAGACACGAAUUUGGGAGAUUGAAAUCAGACCUUGAAACCACAAGGCACGAUUUUCCUGAUCCUUGAAUCCACAAGGAUGGCUUGGAUGACCCUUGAAUCCACAGGGAUCAGAAAUACGCCCUUGAGUCCACAAGGGUUGAUUUAAAUGAUCUUUGAAUCCACUAAGACAAAAAAUGUCCCUUGAAGCCACAUGGGUUGCUUGAAUCCACAGGCACUUAGAACUCUCUCAAAGAGAACGAAUAUUCGUAAAAAUCAGGAUGCUUCUGGGGUUACAACAUUUUAGCAUUUAAUAGGCUCAAAUUAGUUGUAACUCUCCUUGAAAAUAGAUAUGUUACAAGAACAAAUUCGAAACGACCUAGGAGUAAGUUAAUUACUGUACUAACAACUCUGAUGCAUUAUUCGUGCAGUUUUUUUGGGCCUAGUCUGUUUUUGUGCCUUUUUUGGGUCUUCUGAUCUUUGUAGCCCACACUUCAUGUUUUUGAAGGGCUUUCCUUAGUUGUCCGUGCUGUUAUACAUUAAUGUCUUCGUUUUGGGCCAAUUUACAUCUAGAGUUCAAAGAACGUCUUUAUUGUUAUCUCAGCUGAGAAGAAAGGGAGCUUGUUUUCUGGCGAUGCUACUCCUGAAAAGUAAUUCAACGAAUUAAUUCCCCUCCCCACCUCUGUGGGAGGUGUUGUUUUUUAUUAUCUUCUCUUUUGUUCUUUUCUUUUCCCUUUUAUUUUUUGUGUGUGACCUUGAGGCAGUUUUGAAGGCAGUCGAAUUUAAAACUUGCAGGUUUUAAAUUCGUUUUCUAACUUAUUUCACGUCUAACUGGCAGAAGUUGUUUGAGUAUUCUGGUUUUCAUUCAUCCCAAGUACUCUGAUUUGAUAUCUGUCUUCUUAUGAUAUGAUCGCUGUCAUGUCUUUGAAGUUUCGAUGCAUUGGACCAAUAGCAAACAUCCACACCACCGAAUCUGUGGAGAUGAACGGCAGAAAUCCCAGAACUCUUCUUCCGUCCUUUCCCUUUUUUAAAUCUGCUUCCUGUCCAGCACGAGAGUAUAUAUUUUCAUUGCCACCGCCAUUACCAUGAUGGUACAGAGGAUUUAGAGCAAAGAAGAUCUAGUCUUACAAAGGAUGGUGGAAUCUCAGAAAUGGAAUGGAUGGAUGGAUAGAUGGAUAGAUGGAUAGAUGGAGGUUCUAACCAUCAUGAAUAUGCUCAUUGUGAGCACGGUUUCCCCUUGAACGGUGGAAGAUAUUACUGGGUCCUUUGUUAGCCGCAAUACUCAUAAAUUUAUAAUGGCGGAUGAUCAAAUCUUGCUGUAAUCUCUUUUUUUUUUUUUUUUUUGCUUCUUUUGCAUGCCUUCUCACUGGUUCUCUUCUCUUGCAGCAUUGGAUUUGAUGGCUCUGUCGAUUCUGACAGCUCGAAAGAAUUACCAUCUCGAAAGAGGUGAUUUUUUUUCUCUCUCUCUUAAAAAUUAAUGGAUGGCGGGAUUAGGCUGCCGCUUGUGGCUCUUCUCUCAUCAUGACAAAGAAGGGUCAACUUUUACAGGGCGAGGCCAGAAUCCUCUAGUGUACCCAGCACCAAGGCAUGCAGGGAGAAAAUGAGGAGAGAUAAACUGAACGACAGGUACAUCCAUAGCUUCUCUCCCUUGAAUCAGCACCAUCACUCUCUCUCUCUCUCAUAUGCAUUGGUUCUCGGUUGAAAAAAAAAAAAAACAGGUUCCUCGAGUUGGGGGCUAUACUGGAGCCUGGGAAGCCACCUAAAAUAGACAAGGCGGCCAUACUGAGCGAUGCUGUGCGGAUGGUGAAUCAGCUGCGCAGCGAGGCACAGAAGCUGAAGGAGGCCAAUGAGAGCCUCCAGGAGACUAUCAAGGAGUUGAAGGUCGGCCCCCCCACCCCCCUCUUUUCCUUCAUCCCACUUUUUUUCCUUGAUACUUGUCGACAGAGCCUUCUAUGUACCUACAUACGCACAUACAUGAGCAUAUAUAUACACAUACGCAUACACUCACCUUUUCCAUAUACAUACUCUGACAUGGGCACAUAUACGGACAUUCGUAUGAUUCGUAUGCAGAUAAAUACAUAAACCCAUUGAAUGCAUAUACGCAUUCAUACACAUACAUAAAUAUACAGUUGCAUCUUCUAACAUGUAUGUAUACACGUACGCAUGUGUUCAAUACGCUUGUAUGUGCAUACUCUUACAUGCAUGUUGGUCACAUACAGACAUAAACUCACAUGGACAUACAUGUACAUAUAGUUUAGAGGGUGGGCCAAGCUCUGGGCCCACCGGGUCCAUCCACAGGCCCCUCCCAUCUUCCGUGCGUGCCGAAACUUUCGAGAACGUUGACUUUGGUCGUUUCAAUGUCGGGGGCAUCGAUCUUCUUUCUUGUGCUGUUGUUCUUAUUUCUGGGCUUCUUAGCUUCUGCUUGGGGGAGUGGGGAGAUGCUCAUCACAUUCAAUGUUGCAGGCCGAGAAGAACGAGCUCCGGGACGAGAAGCAGCGGCUGAAGGUGGAGAAGGAGAGCUUGGAGCAGCAAGUGAAGGCCAUGAGCGUGCCGCCAAGCUAUGUUCCCCACCCGCCGAUGAUGCCUGCCGGGGCAUUCCCUGUGCCGAGGCAAGCUGCCGGCGGCAACAAGCUGAUGAUGCCGGUGAUCGGCUUCUCGGGCUAUCCGAUGUGGCAGUACAUGCCGCCGGCAGAUGUUGACACCUCCCAGGAUGUGGAGACGUGCCCGCCGGUUGCCUGA